GACACUACCUGCCCAACCUGCGCUGCGACACCCGGUCCCACCCCUCGAGUCAAGGGCCGCGCUGCGCUGCCAACCCGGCCGGCCCCGCCGCCGCUGCCGCCACCCUGCGCGCCCCCUGGGCCCCCCUCGCUUUUCCCACCCGCUCCCCGACGGAGAGGAACCUUUGCCCGCUCCGUCUCCUCCCUCGGCGCCUCCGGGAGCUCGGCCCGCCCCGCCGUCUGCUCGAGGCUUGGCAGCGGGAAGGAGGAAACCCAGCGGUGGCCCCGCGAAGGCGGGCGGCAGCCGGGGCGACAUGGGCAGCGCCGAGGAGGAUUAUAACUUUGUCUUUAAGGUCGUCCUAAUUGGGGAGUCCGGGGUGGGCAAAACCAACCUGCUCUCCCGCUUCACCCGCAACGAGUUCAACCAUGACAGCCGCACCACCAUCGGCGUGGAGUUCUCCACCCGCACAAUCCUCGUGGGAGAUGCUGUGGUGAAGGCUCAGAUCUGGGACACUGCGGGGCUGGAGCGGUACCGCGCCAUCACGUCAGCGUAUUACCGGGGGGCCGUGGGUGCCCUGGUCGUGUUUGACAUCACCAAGCACCAGACGUAUGAUGUGGUGGACCGCUGGCUGAAGGAGCUCUAUGACCAUGCCGAGGCCAGCAUUGUCGUCAUGCUGGUGGGGAACAAGACCGACCUCGCACAGGCUCGGGAGGUGCCCAUGGAGGAGGCAAAAAUGUUUGCAGACAACAAAGGGCUGCUAUUUGUGGAGACGUCAGCGCUGGACUCCACCAACGUUGAGCAGGCUUUCGAGACCAUCCUGAAGGUUGUGCUCAUUGGGGACUCUGGGGUGGGGAAGAGCAACCUGCUGUCACGCUUCACCCGCAAUGAGUUCAACCUGGAAAGCAAGAGCACCAUCGGGGUGGAAUUUGCCACGAGGAGCAUCCAGGUGGACAACAAGACGGUGAAGGCUCAGAUCUGGGACACGGCCGGGCAGGAGCGGUACCGCGCCAUCACCUCAGCGUACUACCGGGGGGCGGUGGGAGCUCUGCUUGUCUACGACAUCGCCAAGUACCUGACGUAUGAGAAUGCCGAGCGCUGGCUGAAGGAGCUGCAGGACCACGCUGACGCCAACAUUGUCAUCAUGCUGGUGGGCAACAAGAGUGACCUGCGGCACCUGCGGGCUGUGCCCACUGACGAGGCCAGGAGCUUUGCAGAGAAGAAUGGGCUGUCCUUCCUCGAGACAUCUGCUCUGGACUCCACCAAUGUGGAGAUGGCUUUCCACAACAUCCUCUCAGAGAUCUACCGCAUCGUGUCCCAGAGGCAGAUCACUGGGCAGCCGGAGUCAGAGUUCGGCCCCAGCACCACCAUUGAGCCCAUCCGGGUGCUGCCCACGCAGCAGGAGGGCCGGCAGACCCCCUGCUGCCAGAACAUCUGAGCCCCUGGACUGCCCCCACCAUGACGGUCCGCCACCCAGCACAUGGUGGCAUCAUGUGUCUCACCCUCUGCCUCUGCCCCCCACAACCCCCUGAGCCGGACAGGCUGGCAGCUGCUUUUGUCUGCAACCUCACGCUGCCCAUGCACUGCUCUCCCUGUGUUUAUGUAGGACCUACAAAAAUAGGGGGGGAGGCAAAGCAUCAGGGUGUCUCCCCUCUCUCCCCGUGAUUGGGGACAUGCCAUUCCCUGUGUCCCUACUCCCUCUAGCCCUGCAGGCACAGUCACCGAGUGGCUGGGUGGCACUGAACAAGCCUGAACGUGA
This is a messenger RNA of Pipra filicauda (Wire-tailed manakin), 1735 nucleotides long. RefSeq names its product RAB25, member RAS oncogene family (gene RAB25). The coding region runs from base 293 to 1414 and encodes 373 amino acids. Gene Ontology annotation, cellular component: recycling endosome. Lineage: Eukaryota; Metazoa; Chordata; Aves; Passeriformes; Pipridae. Gene Ontology annotation, biological process: constitutive secretory pathway; regulated exocytosis. Gene Ontology annotation, molecular function: GTP binding; GTPase activity. The record is from RefSeq and is a predicted model, not a curated record. The transcript has 8 exons.